AUAAUUAUUAUAAUUAUGAAAUUAGAAUUCAAACGUGGACUUGGCUCUGGUAUCGAAACCGGCCGAAUCCUUUAAAGGAUGAUAUAUCCUGUUACGAAACAAACACUUGUCCAACCUCCAACGAAUCCCGUCUAUCUGAAUAAAACGUCCACACCGACCUUAUCCUCAAAAAAACGUUUUCAGUGCAAAUUAACACUCUUUUUUCACUUCUGGAUGGCAUGGGUAUCUACCUACCUGAUCUUAACCCUUCUCAUUUCGUUUUCAGUUUUCACUGUGUCACCUUAUACGUAUCCACACGUACGUACGUUCAUGUCAGUUGGCAAACGGACCUGAGAGAGAGAGAGACAGAGAGAGAGUAUAAGAAGUAGACAGCUUUUCUCACUCAAGCAUACGUACGGAUAAGAUCAAAUUCAAUAAUCCAGAUUUACUGCCCGAAAGCUGUAAGUACCGAUCUGUUGAUAUUUUGUUAUAUAAACACCCAUUUGCUUCUAGCUUUGCACCGCUCAAAUCCCAUAUUUGCCGUUUGCAAAGAAGCCUGCGCCUCGAUAUACCCACUUGCUGCUGCUUACUCUGCUGCUUGCUAUAUCUCUCCUUACCCAUAAACUCGAGCCAAGCAAACAAGAAAGAAAAAAGAGAUAUCUGACUCUUUCAGGGCCCAUCCUAAUCUUGGGUUCUCUUUCUCCUUUCAAGAUUUGGUGGAGAAAACAUUGAAGACAAUGGCUAUUGCUCAUUUCUUGUUCGGGAUCUUGGGAAACGCUACUGCUCUGUUCCUCUUCUUGUCCCCAACGAUUACAUUCAAGAGGAUCAUAAAGAACAAGUCCACAGAGGAGUUUUCAGGCAUUCCUUACGUGAUGACCUUGCUUAACUGCCUCCUUGCUGCUUGGUAUGGCCUUCCCUUUGUGUCCCCUAACAAUAUUUUGGUGGCAACAAUCAAUGGCACCGGUUCUGUAAUCGAGUCUAUAUAUGUGAUCAUCUUCAUCAUAUUUGCGGCAAAGAGGGAGAAAGCUAAGAUUUUCGGGUUGCUGAUGUUCGUGCUGGCAGUGUUCGCGAUGGUGGCGCUGGUGUCUCUCUUGGCCCUGCAUGACAAGAGCAGGAAGAUCUUCUGUGGCUUUGCUACUACCAUAUUCUCCAUUAUCAUGUAUGCCUCACCCCUAUCAAUUAUGAGGACUGUGAUCAAAACUAAGAGUGUUGAAUUCAUGCCAUUCUUCCUGUCCCUGUUCGUGUUCUUGUGUGGCACUUCUUGGUUUGUCUUUGGGCUCCUCGGCGGUGACCCUUUCGUUUAUGUGCCCAAUGGCUUCGGGUGUGGUCUGGGGACCAUGCAGCUGAUCUUGUAUUUCAUAUACAGAAACAAAAAGGGAGGGACCAAGAAACCACCUAGUACUAGUGCAGAAGAAUCUUUGGAAAUGGGGCUCCCAAAACCAAACCAAGCAAAGAAAUCCAACACAAACGGAUCACUAGCUCAGCCAGAACAUGAUGUCUAAGACACAUGCAUGCUGCAGCAUGGCGUACAAGCUGGUUAAUUCAAGCCAGCCCCUAGCAGCUUGGAUUGGACCGACCACCUCGAUCAUUUUCAAUGAUCCUGUAUUUCAGUUUUUAACUUUUUAGUAUCGAAUUUCACUUCUGCAUGAUCUAGUGCUAGCUUCAAUCUUGUAAGUGAACUUUGGGUGGCUUAAAUAUUUAGACCUCCACCUCUUGUUGA
This is a messenger RNA of Juglans microcarpa x Juglans regia, 1699 nucleotides long. Its product is annotated as bidirectional sugar transporter SWEET1. Lineage: Eukaryota; Viridiplantae; Streptophyta; Magnoliopsida; Fagales; Juglandaceae. Gene Ontology annotation, biological process: carbohydrate transport. Gene Ontology annotation, molecular function: sugar transmembrane transporter activity. Gene Ontology annotation, cellular component: membrane. Bases 717 to 1481 code for a protein of 254 amino acids. The record is from RefSeq and is a predicted model, not a curated record. The transcript has 6 exons.